UACUUAGUCUUUGAACUGCUUUACACUAGUGCUUAACGAGAGCAACUAAGCAUCAAAGGUCUCCAGAAUAGAGAGAUUCCCUCGUAGCACACUCUUUGAAUUACGUCACAGUCUCAACUACAACCGUCUAUCCAACUUCCUCAUUUUUCGUUCAAUUAAGCGUCCAAAGUACAACUAUGCUAACAACAGACCUAACACCGCACCUCGCCCUAAUUACCGGCGCAACCGGAGGCAUCGGUAAAGCUACCUCUCUGGCUCUUGCGAAGCUGGGAUGCAGUAUCGCAGUGCACUACCACUCCGCAGAAGAUGUUGCCAAGGAAUUAGUUACCGAGUUAAAGGGGAUGGGUGUUAGAGCGGAGGCGUUUCGGGCUGACUUGAGUGUUUAUGAUGAGGUCCGUACCCUCCAUGCCUCCGUCACCUCCUCCCUCGGCCACCCGACUAUCGUCUACAACAACGCCGGCCUCACCCUAAAACACGGCAUCACCUCCAUCGCCGACAUCUCCAUCGAAGAAUUCGAGCACACGUGGCGCGCAAAUACCGGUUCCGCCUUCCUCCUCACUCAGCUGUGUAUCCCGGCUAUGGAAGCCGCGGGCUGGGGACGCGUCAUCUUUUGCUCGAGUGUGGCGGCGUUCACGGGGGGUGUGGUUGGGCCGCAUUAUGCUUCCAAAUCCUCCCUCCACGGCUUGAUCCACUGGCUCGCGGGCGCGUAUGCGAAGAAAGGGAUUACGGUGAAUGGGGUUGCGCCGGCGCUGAUUCAGGAGACGAAGAUGUUGCCGGGGAGUAAUGAGGAGCUUGCGAAGAAGAUUCCCAUCGGACGUCUCGGUACGCCUGACGAGAUCGCCGAGACGGUCACCUGGAUGGUCAAGACGGGGUAUGUGACAAAUAAGGUUGUUGGGGUUGAUGGGGGGAUGUUUGCACAGUAACAGAUUCUUCGCGUCCACACGCAAAAUUCUAAAAACGUUGAACUAGCUUUUCCCACU
Mytilinidion resinicola is the source of this 980-nucleotide messenger RNA. RefSeq names its product 3-oxoacyl-reductase. The coding region runs from base 177 to 923 and encodes 248 amino acids. The record is from RefSeq and is a predicted model, not a curated record. NCBI's taxonomy places the organism in Eukaryota, Fungi, Ascomycota, Dothideomycetes, Mytilinidiales, Mytilinidiaceae. The transcript has 4 exons.